AACGCCGGCAGGGCCACCCAAAAAAUCCAGACUUUUUUGUUUCUAUUCUAUUUUUCAUUCAAAUGGUAACUUCUUAACAAUUUGGUGCGUGAAGAGAAGUACAAUUAGGUUAGUAAUCAUUAGCCUUAGAUAGCAUGGACGAUGGAAACUGAUAACAGGGGAAAUUUCGUGUGGUCGCGGGAGUUAAUUUUUCGACUCAUUGACGAAUUAAAAGCAAACCCGUUGCUGUGGGACCAAGGACACGAGGACUUUAAGAAACGGAAGAAAAAAAGGGCCGUGUUGCAGCGGAUUGGAAACAAACUGCAGCUGCCGGAGAAAUUAGUUCGCUUUAAAAUAGAUGUGUUGAAAGCCACAUUCCAUAGAUAUCGACGACUUGUUGAAAACAGAAAAAGAGAUGGUACUCCAUACCCAAAAAUCGCCUGGUUUGCCUAUCAGCGACUUCUCUUUUUGACUACCUCUGGGUUAACGAAUGCUUGUGCCCCCUCCAAAGAGAAUGGGAUCGCUGUAAAGAGAGAGAUCCCAUCACCCUUCAUCGAUGAGGAGGAAUACACGACGACAGAGUCAUUUAUACCUCCGGCUAACUCCACAGUGCAGCAAAACGAUGCCAACUGGAUUCCACCGCCUAUUCCCCAAAGUUCAGUACCGGACAAUUCAGCAAUCAUUAUCGGAGGUUUGCUGAAAGUAAUUGAAGACAGUACGCGUGGCCGUCGAACGUGGCCUGAGGCUAUGGCAUCGUACGUGGCGGUAAUGUUGCAACAAGCUGGCGAACGUUCUCCCGCGGAAAUGCGUCUCUUCCAUCGCAAACUGAUAUGCCUGGUGGAAAGUUUCCAAGAUGGAACCUUAACUAAAGAGUAACCAGAACCGCAUCUGGCGUGGUUUGCCUGUUUUCCGUAACCACUUCGUGUUGGAUUAUGCGUAUAAGUAUCUUAAUAAGAUAAAGAUAAGAAAGACAACUGUAGAACAACUAAGCAACGAAUUAAAAUGAUCGAACAGGCAACGUUAAAGCCCAUGUUUUUGGCAAAACGCACUGGAA
This is a messenger RNA of Anopheles aquasalis, 1033 nucleotides long. RefSeq lists its product as uncharacterized. Gene Ontology annotation, cellular component: transcription regulator complex; nucleus. The record is from RefSeq and is a predicted model, not a curated record. Gene Ontology annotation, biological process: regulation of transcription by RNA polymerase II. NCBI's taxonomy places the organism in Eukaryota, Metazoa, Arthropoda, Insecta, Diptera, Culicidae.